Molecule: messenger RNA, 1501 nt
Organism: Peromyscus maniculatus bairdii (prairie deer mouse)
Lineage: Eukaryota; Metazoa; Chordata; Mammalia; Rodentia; Cricetidae
Gene: Rpl27
Product: ribosomal protein L27
Biological process (GO): translation
Cellular component (GO): ribosome
Molecular function (GO): structural constituent of ribosome
Source: RefSeq, a predicted model, not a curated record
ACCAGCAACUUCCGCCAGCAGCUUUGACCACCAAACGAGAGCGGCGCAGCGGAGCCGGAAAGGCGGGACCGGAAGUGAGGCCGCCGCUCCGCAGGGUGAAAGGUUGGCGGAAGUGCUCUUCCUUCUUUUCCGCUGGGUCCCGGCUCCUUGCUGUCGACAUGGGCAAGUUCAUGAAACCCGGGAAAGUGGUGCUGGUCCUGGCCGGACGCUACUCCGGACGCAAAGCCGUCAUCGUGAAGAACAUUGAUGACGGCACCUCAGACCGCCCUUACAGCCAUGCCCUGGUGGCUGGAAUUGACCGCUAUCCCCGAAAAGUGACAGCUGCCAUGGGCAAGAAGAAAAUUGCCAAGAGGUCAAAGAUCAAGUCCUUUGUGAAAGUUUAUAACUACAAUCACCUCAUGCCCACAAGGUACUCUGUGGACAUCCCCUUGGACAAAACAGUUGUCAACAAGGAUGUCUUUAGAGACCCAGCCCUGAAACGCAAGGCCAGGCGGGAGGCCAAGGUCAAGUUUGAGGAAAGAUACAAGACAGGGAAGAAUAAAUGGUUUUUCCAGAAGCUUCGCUUUUAGAUAUAUUUUUGUUCCCAUCAUUAAAAAAAAAAAAAAAAAAGCUUGUGUCUGCCUGCUGCAUGUAUAUUGAAAAAGGAGACCUUGGGAUAAGAGACGCUGGAAAGGGGGCUGUGAAAUGAAGCCAAUGUGCUUUAGUGACACACACCUUUAAUCCCACUACUUGGGAGGCAGAGGACAGCCAGGCCUACACAGAGAAACCCUGUCUCAAAAACAAAACCUCCCAAACAUAAAUGCAGGCAUAUAGCACUAGAGGCAGGUGGGUCUUGGGUUGAGGCCAGCCAAUGUUACAUAGUGACAGCAUUUUAAAAAAAGGUUUGUGAGGGGAACCAGGUGGCUGUGUACUAAUAGAAAAAGCUGGUGGUGUCUCAGUGCAGAUCCAGUGUUGGCUAGUACAGCCCUGGCAGUGUUCAUCCUAGAGAAAGAUCUUUAAGAGAUCCUGACACUGGAUGGAUGGCCCAGCAGUUAGGAACAAGGUUCUCUUAGGACCAGAGUCUGUUUCCCAGCACCUACAUCAUACACAGUUCUUAAGAAUUAAGGGAGGGCAGCAGUGGUACACGCCUUCAAUCUCAGCACUAAGGAGGCAGAGGCAGGUGGAUCUCUGAGUUCAAGGCUAGCCUGGUCUACAUAGUAAGUUCCAGAACAGGUACCAGAACGACACUGAGAAACCCUGUCUCGGAAAAAACAAAGGUUAAGGGAGGGUGAGGCAGAGGCAAGUGCAUGAGUUGGAGGACAGCCAGCACUGCACAAUGAAACCCAGCCUGAAAAAGGGGGCAGGAUGGCAGGGUGGGUAAGGGCUGCGGCUGCAGCUGCUGGCAAGUCUAAUGAAUAAUUCCCUGGAACCCACAGGAUACUAACCCAUAAAAGUCGUUACCCCCAUGCCUUCACAAUAGUACGUGGACACUCCUGCCCACACAAUAAAUGUAAUUUUAAAA